AUGUCGCGCGUGUGCGACCGGCUGGUGGACGUGUUCUGGGUGGAGAAGCCCGACCCCGCGCAGUGGCGCCUGCUGCUCGCCUUCAGCGCCGAGUGGGCGCGCAUCCGCCCGCACUUCUUUGCGCGCGCCAAGCUGCGCGCGCGCGAGUUCGAGGAGCAGGGCAAGCCCGACAAGGCCGCGGAACUGUACCGCCUGGCACGCAGGCUCAAAGAGGUGGACGACUCAAUGACGGCACACAACGAGCUCUUCUCAUUGGUGGAGGAGCACGAGGCGGAGGGCGCGCUGGAAGGGCUGGUGGCGAGGCGGCGGAGGGACUUCACGGGGGAGUUCUUUGAGCACCUGCAGAUCCUGUGCCUGACCCACCAUGAUAACCCUCAGCGGCAGGACGAGAUCGCAUCCCUGGCAGCCAAGUGUGUGACAGCGGUGGACAUUCACGAUAAGGUGGAGGCGGAUGAGGUGGCGGUGGAGGCGGCUCAAGCCAAGUUUGACGACAUCAUGGGUAGCGCCAGCCUGGCAGAGGCGUGUGGGAAGAUCGACCAGCUGGCGGCGCGGCAGCAGCUGGACUCGACGCUCAUGCUCAUGAUCACCAAGGCAUGGGCUGCUGCCAAGGAGAGCAACAUGAUGAAGGAUGAGGUGAAGGACAUCAUGUACCAUCUGUACAAGCAGGCGCAGAUCAACAUGCGCAUGCUCGUGCCCAAGGAGGUGCGCAUCCUGCGCCACGUACUCGCUAUAGACGACCCCCGCCAGCAGCUCACAGAGCUCACCAACGCCUUCUCGCCCGGUGGAGAACUGGAAGUGCAGAAUGCCUCAGAAGACAUGCUCUACACAACACCGGAGAAGCUCUUGGAGGUGAUAGAGCAGGUGCUGGAUGCGUACUAUGCGCAGCGCAGGCAGCAGAGCUCGCUGAUUGACGAGGCCAAGAAGCUCAUGAACCCAGCGGUGAUUGCCAGAAUGGAGGUGCUGAAAGACAUGAUAGUCGAUCAGUUUAUGUAG
Closterium sp. Naga37s-1 is the source of this 993-nucleotide messenger RNA. The record is from the annotation of a GenBank genome assembly. Lineage: Eukaryota; Viridiplantae; Streptophyta; Zygnematophyceae; Desmidiales; Closteriaceae.